Camellia sinensis is the source of this 1684-nucleotide messenger RNA. RefSeq lists its product as uncharacterized. Lineage: Eukaryota; Viridiplantae; Streptophyta; Magnoliopsida; Ericales; Theaceae. Gene Ontology annotation, molecular function: zinc ion binding; nucleic acid binding. The record is from RefSeq and is a predicted model, not a curated record.
CCAAUCUUCUCUCUCUCUCUCUCUCUCUCUCUUUCUCUCUCUCUGUAUCGCCAUGGAAUUCAAGUUUCGAGCCAAAGAUGGGCAAGCUUCGACGACGCAUGUCCCUCCUUCUUCAACCAUCGGUUACUUCACCCAACAAGCACUCCGAGCGGGCUACUCGUUCCCUGAUUUCGGACAUUCCUCCGACUUCAUUCGAAACCCUAGCAAUGUGCGCGAAGCGAUUCAGCGAGAGCUCGAGAAAGAGCGAAUCAGGGAAGAGAUCAUUGCGACCGAGAUUGUUCGGAAGCGUAUGCUGGAAGCGGAAUUGAGGAGGGAGAUGGCAUUGGCGAGAGAAAUGGCGUUACGCAGAGGAGAGGGGUUCUCGACUUUCUCGGCUCAGUCGGCAAUGCGGUUUGAGCCGAGACUGUCGCUUUUGCAUCAAUCUGAGGGUAGAUUUCUCGAGGAGAGACUCGCAUUGUCGCUUGAGGAAAGGCUGGGCUACCAAGCUCACCACAGCGUUGGGGGUUUCGAGAUGAUGCGUUUUACGCGCAAUGCAGAACCUAAGAUUUCUGAGAUCAUGCCUCCUUCAGAGGCUAACCCUAAGGGGAAUCUUUCUGGAGCAAAGCGCAAAGCCGUGACACCACCCGCAGUGGUGGGUGCUAGUGAGCUUCCCCCAGUUGGUUUGAAGAAGAAACUCAAAGAGGAGUGGAGUUGUGCACUCUGUCAAGUUAGGGCUACCAGCGAGCGGGGUUUAGACGAACACCUUCAGGGGAAGAAGCACAAGGCCAUGGAGGCAGGACUGAGCGCACAGAGGACAGGCAAAAACAAUGCAAUUGGGCUUUUCCCAAAGAAAACUGUAAAGCCCAUUAAGCUUGCAGAGACCAUUGAUAAUCAGAACUCAGAGCAGGAGAUAUUAUUACAGAAAUCAAGUGCAGAAGAUGUGAAGCAAAACAAUGAUUUAGCAUUGCAGGUAGUGAAGGUUACCAAUGAUUCAAAGAACAAUUCGAAGAACAAAAAUUGGAACUUGGCACAUAAAACGAAGAAAACUGGAGAUUGCAAGGAGAAGAGGUUUAAGUUCUGGUGUGAAAUGUGUCAGGUUGGAGCUUCCUCUAUGAAAGUUUUGGGAAUUCAUAAGAAGGGAAAGAAGCACAUGGCACGGCUUCAGGAACUUAAUCAAAAAAGUGGAUCGGCACUGACUACUCAAGUGGGAGAGGCUCCACAGAAGGAAAAAUGCCCAGAAGUGGUUGUUAAAGAUGAAAAGGAAGAAACAACAGACAAUGUUGACGGAGAUGCAGACGGAGAGGUGGUGGAAAAUCAUCAGACAGCAGAGGAUGUGGCUGGUAAUGGCACCAAUUGAUUGAGGAGUAUGUAAAAAGAAACACUGCAUCAAGUUGGUUUUUCCAUCCCAAAUUUAGAUUUGGAGUUGUGUAAUUUUACUUUGUGUAUCUUUAUCCAUAAUGUGGCAUUUUAUUUGGAUUAUGGAUUUAUUUGAAACUUCUAUGUUUUUUAGUAAGGCUGAGAACUGCAGAUUUUCAAAAUUUAGACUGGGUGGUGGUUAAAAUGAUUGAAGCUGCUUUGAUAAUUUUAGUUUGGAAAGCCACCAUGGCCCACAUUGGAUGAGGAUCAAAUAUUUAGUACAAUGGUGAUGUUAUCCUAUCUAGUGUCAUUUGUUAAUACAAGACCAGAAAUGGAAUUUGAGUGGACA